Messenger RNA from Drosophila busckii, 844 nucleotides. RefSeq names its product malignant T-cell-amplified sequence 1 homolog (gene MCTS1). Bases 96 to 644 code for a protein of 182 amino acids. NCBI's taxonomy places the organism in Eukaryota, Metazoa, Arthropoda, Insecta, Diptera, Drosophilidae. The transcript is spliced from 4 exons. The record is from RefSeq and is a predicted model, not a curated record. Gene Ontology annotation, biological process: formation of translation preinitiation complex. Gene Ontology annotation, molecular function: RNA binding.
UGGCUACGUUGGUCACACUUCGAGUAUUUGUACAACACUUACUUUUAGCCACCUUUUAAGCAGCUGCGGCCAACCAGCAACUAAAACUUUGCAAAAUGUUUAAAAAAUUCGAGGAAAAGGACAGCAUCUCGUCGAUUCAGCAGCUAAAGUCAUCCGUACAGAAAGGCAUACGUGCCAAGCUGCUGGACGCAUAUCCCAAAUUGGAGACACACAUCGAUUUAAUACUCCCCAAAAAGGACUCGUAUCGCAUUGCAAAAUGCCAUGAUCAUAUUGAAUUAUUGCUAAAUGGCACCGGCGAGCAGGUGUUCUUUCGCCAUCGUGAUGGUCCCUGGAUGCCAACGCUGCGUCUAUUGCACAAGUUCCCUUAUUUUGUGACCAUGGAGCAGGUGGACAAAGGUGCCAUACGCUUUGUCCUAAGUGGCGCCAAUGUUAUGUGCCCAGGUCUCACAUCCCCGGGUGCUUGCAUGACAGCGGCGGAUAAGGGCACCGUGGUGGCCAUUAUGGCUGAGGGCAAAGAGCAUGCGCUAGCCAUUGGACUGCUCACACUAUCCACAGAAGAAAUCCAAAAAGUCAACAAAGGCAUUGGCAUCGAAACGUAUCAUUUUUUGAACGAUGGCCUGUGGAAGUCGAAGCCAGUUAAAUAACGCGAGAGCACCAGGCCUGGCCGCCGAGGGAGGGAGGUGCAGCCAUCAGCCGAAGUCCACAGCAUGCAUUCGUCCUAACGUAGCCUACGUCGUUUGUCAUGAGAGCUAAGAAUGGUUUAUACUAUGUAUGCAAUUGAAAAUCGUGUAAAUUUUGUUUUCAUUAAUUUAAAAAAAGAAAAGCCAGUUAAACUAUUUUAAAU